AUGAACCCGAUAUUACCGCGCCUGGCCCGGCGCAUGGCCGCCAGAUCCAAUUCCAAUUCCGGUCUCAGCAAAUGCCUCUUUUGCCAGCGGGCCUCGGCUUCUACGACAACAACGACCACGGCGGCCUUUGCGCAAACGCGGCCCCAAUGGCAACAGCAACGGCAACCGUCAGAAACUUGGAGGGUGGCUACAGCUGUGACGGAAAAGUUGGCCGGGGGACCGAAACGAUAUUUUUCUAGGGCGCAACCAAGACGGCAGGGUCAGCAGCAGCAGCAGCAGCACCAGACACAGAAUGGCGGCACUGGGAGUAGGGGGCCGGGAGCAGCAGUACAUGGAAUGGCGAGGGUGGAGGAGAUAUAUAAGAGGCGGAAUCGGUCGACUGCGUACUACACGAUCAGCAUCAUCCUUGGGACCGUCGCGCUUUCGUACGGGUCAGUGCCCAUGUACAAAAUG
This is a messenger RNA of Dichotomopilus funicola, 453 nucleotides long. RefSeq lists its product as uncharacterized. The transcript is spliced from 2 exons. The annotation marks the transcript as partial. The record is from RefSeq and is a predicted model, not a curated record. Lineage: Eukaryota; Fungi; Ascomycota; Sordariomycetes; Sordariales; Chaetomiaceae.